This is a messenger RNA of Hydractinia symbiolongicarpus, 1834 nucleotides long. Its product is annotated as N-acetyllactosaminide beta-1,3-N-acetylglucosaminyltransferase 4-like. Gene Ontology annotation, cellular component: membrane. The record is from RefSeq and is a predicted model, not a curated record. The coding region runs from base 537 to 1679 and encodes 380 amino acids. NCBI's taxonomy places the organism in Eukaryota, Metazoa, Cnidaria, Hydrozoa, Anthoathecata, Hydractiniidae. Gene Ontology annotation, molecular function: hexosyltransferase activity. The transcript is spliced from 2 exons.
GCAAUAAUUUUUAGGGUCAGAAGUUUCAGCCUUACAUGCUAUAAAAUAAAUCUGUUUCUCUCACAUCUUCCAAGUAAGAAUACGUGAAAACAAGAUGACGUAAGGUGUAAGUAGACAUGAUGUCAAACACUUGGCUACUGUUUUUACUGUGUAUUUAGUUGUUAUUCAUAACAUAUACAGAAUGUUUGUUAAAUAACUUUGUGUAUAAUAGCAUGUAGAUCAUUGUUAAGGUCAAAAAAGUAACAAGAGAAAGAAGUGGGAAAAGCUUUUGAAAAAUUGUUGAUACACAUAAACAUAAAACUUAGAAAAAGGAGAAAAAAAGAGUUGACAAGAAGAGUGGAAUUAUGCAAACAUAACCACAUAGAAUCUAGAGAGUUUUAUACAAAGCUACAAGAAAAAGGCAUAAAGAAAAGAUUUUUAAAAGAAAAGAAAUUGAAAUGAAAAAUUAAAAAGAGAAAGUUGAAAAAACAAAUAUACGUAUAUUGACAAGAAUAUAUCUAUGCUGACACGAACAACGUGGUUAUUCGAAUAUCAAGAUGGUAGCGCAGUUUGCAUUUCAGACGACUCGGAGCCGCUUUAUAUUUAUAUGUUGUUUUGCAGCUUUUUUCUUCGUAAUUUUCUUAGCACACCCAAGAAAGACUUUUCCAAAAUCGGAUGAAAACUCAAUGCGUAGCUAUGGUAGCGAUGUGUUAAAACGCAUAAAAAACUUAGAAGACCAAGUUCAACAAAUUUACGAUAAUUUUAUAAACUCUUACAGUAAUGCGUUGACGAAAGCAGUCACGAAAGAAGUAAAAAAAAUACCUAGUAAUUCUUCUUCAUUUAAUUAUACCCAAAUCAAGGCCAGUUCAUUUUGGACAGGUGUUGAUACCUAUGGACAGUACGAAAACUUAUAUGCAAAUCGAAGUCGGGAUCAUCAAACAUGCCUGGUCACACAACGAAGAUGCGAUCAAAAGUAUAAACUUUUAAUCCUUAUCACUACCCACAUUUCGCAUAUCAGUCGACGUGAAACCAUUAGAAAUACGUGGGGAGUCGACAAAAUGAAACGCUGGAAGACUGUGUUUCUCGUCGGUCGCUCUCGAAAUACGUAUGACUUGCGCUUGUUGUCCAACGAGAUUGACAAGCACCAAGAUAUAAUAUUAGGUGAUGUUUACGAAGACUUUUACAACUUGACAUCUAAAGUUCAAGCAGGAUUCGAAUGGUCGAUACGUUAUUGUAGAUAUAAGUAUAUGUUAAAAGGCGAUGAUGAUGUUUUCAUAAAUUUCCCUAGGUUAUUUUCAUUUUUAACGUCCUCUGAAACGCCGACCAGCGAACUAUACGCAGGUAACGUGCAGUACCAGGCCCACGUGUUUCGCAGUGGAAGAUAUGGUGUAACUAAAAACGAAUUUCAAAGAAAAACAUAUCCGCGGUAUUGCUCAGGAGGAGGGUUUAUAUUAACACGUGAUGUGGUGGAGCGCAUGAUAGCGAAGUUUCCAAAUGUAAAACGCAUGAGUAUUGAUGAUGCUUAUAUUGGGGAAUUAGCCUUAAAAUCAGGAAUUGAUGUCAUGCAUGAGGAUAAUUUUCGCAUGUUUGAGGAUGAAAAAGCCUGCGAGUUCAAGAGGGACACUAUUGUCCAUCAUCCAGUCAAAUCAAGAGAUUGUAUGGAGAAAUUGUUCAAACGAAGUUUGGAGGAAACGUCUUGAUAUAGCGCAUAAUAUUUUUUUUUAGCUCAGCUGUUUUUUUUUGUUUUGUUUUGUUUUAAAUUGUCAUAAAUUCUUGUGUUGGUAAAAAUUAGGAUUAUUUACAUGGAAAUGUGUUUUUUAAGCUGCUAAAAAAUAAUAUAUGACUAGAAGUUUUU